CAACUCAGUUUUCAGACCAAGCAGUAGUAUUCCAGAGUCUUCUAUCGAAGACCAUUGGUUGCCUAAUUGGUCAAGAUCAUGGAACCCUGCAAGCCCUUUCUUUCAGUUCUUGUAGUACUCAUUUCACUGCUAAUUUCAGUUAAUGGGCAGAUUAGUACACCAUGCACAGCCUCAAAGCUUAGCACCUUAACUCCAUGCUUGAAUUAUAUAACUGGGAGUACCAACAAUGGCUCAUCGCCAACAGGGGACUGUUGCUAUGCCCUAAAGACCAGCAUGGACUGCGCUUGCCUUUUAGUAACCGCCAAUGUUCCAAUCCAACUGCCCAUUAACAGAACCCUUGCUCUCUCUCUUCCUAAAGCAUGUAAAAUGGGGAGUGUGCCACUACAAUGCAAAGCUUCUGCUACUCCUUUAGCUGCCCCAGGUCCUUCCUUACUAGGACCAACUAUUUCCCCCACAGCUGCUGAUUCUCCUUUAAGUCCAAGAGCAGCUUCUAAAGCAGUAGCAACAGGUCCUGCACCACAAUCUGAAGCAGAAUCUCCAUCAGUUGAACCUGAAGCUCCGACAACUGCGAUCAAUCGACCACUGCUGACACCAACUGCAGCCUCUAGUCUAUCUUUUGUUUCUCCACAACCUCUGCUACUCAUAGUUUUAGGAAUCAUGGUUUAUAAAUCCUACUAGCUAAUGAAUGCAUGCCAGCCAGCUAGGAGCUACCUUAACCUCUCUGUUCCUUUCUGCAAUGUUAAAAUAUAUACCACAUUCAAAUCUUGUCACAAGUGUUUUAACUAAGAUGUUCUGACGUUGAAGGAUUGAGUCGGAUCCAUCCAUGAGAUUUUGAAAACCCCGUACGGAAUUCUAGAAUAAACCUCUUGGGUUCUUCUUAGUCAAUCUUUUGUAUGAAGUAAAAUUUCUUUGUAUGUUAUAUUGGUCCCGAUUGCAUCCAAUAUAGAGCAUGAUCUUUGGACUUAAAAUGAAUUCUUAUAUGUAAAAUUCGCAUAACAUACAUGGACUAAAAAUUUGGACGCCUUUUUGCUGUAGUACACCUUGCAUUCCCUUUUGUGCCGGCCCUGAUUUUCAUUAAUAAAUCUUCACGAUUGGCCAUUUUGGAUAUCAAGUCUGGCUUGACGCCUUGACGAUGUAACACCUCUUUGGUGUCAGUGAAACAUCUGUCAUUUCCCAAGAAAAGAAAAUGCCUAGCUUGGAUGCAAAGAAAGUGAGGCAAAGGACCAUUUCUUGGUGCGUUUUUAGAAGGCAUUUGGACAAAGUAAACCACUUGUAAAUAGUUCCACAUGUAUAGGUAUGUGCUGUCUAAAAUAAGCUGCAAUACCUCCCUAUAAAUAUACCUUCCUCCCACAAGUAACAAACAAAGACAGAAACAACAGAGGAAACAAGCAAAAAGAUAACAAGACCAAUAUGGCGAAGAAGCUUCUUGCAGUGUUUUUGACGUUGGUGGUGGUUGUUGCAGUACACACUUGGAAGGCUGAGGCUGCUGACAAAAAAGGGAAAAAUUUCAAGGCAUGCGAAGCCGCCUGUUUGAAAGAUUGUGAAGCCGAAGAUGGCGUCGGCCGCAUCACCAACUCUGAGUGUAAGAUGAAGUGUGUCGGUCAAUGUGAACAAGAAAAGACUAGAGGCUAGCUGAACGCUAUCAAAACUUGGACAAUGGCUGAGGAAGAGCUAUGAGAAAUUCAUCAAGCACUUAAAUAAUAUGCAUUAAAUUUCUGUUUUUGUGGUGGAGGUUUCAUGUAGAAAUCUUGCUGCAUACUCCUACCUGUUUGAUCAAUUCACAUGUAAUAAACAAUUUGUUGUCUUUUUAUUUUUAAUUUGGUUGAAAA
This is a messenger RNA of Rosa chinensis, 1829 nucleotides long. RefSeq names its product non-specific lipid transfer protein GPI-anchored 16. The record is from RefSeq and is a predicted model, not a curated record. The transcript is spliced from 5 exons. Bases 79 to 678 code for a protein of 199 amino acids. Lineage: Eukaryota; Viridiplantae; Streptophyta; Magnoliopsida; Rosales; Rosaceae.